UAGGGACUUUGAGAAACCAACAGCCCAGGUUUAUUAUAAGCGCUUCGCAGAGCAAAAGAACGUGUGCGUGGAAUGGAAACAAGUGAGAUCCAAAGUUAGGAAUAUGCGGGUGUCUUAUAAUAAAGCAAAAGCAUGGGAAGGUUCGACUGGAGCGGGAAGCAUGGAAGGUGAAACAGUAAAAGCAACUUUAUUGAAAAUGUGCUGUUAUUAUGAUGAGCUGGAUGAUAUAUUUGGUUCCAAAAUUAUUGAAACAGCAGUAAUAGAAGAAAGUUUAGAUGAAGAAUCUGAUGGAAGUUUUCUAAAUUCCACAGAAAUAUAUGUGGACGACACCACCACUGCAUCAGAUAGCUCCUUACCAGAGACUAAGCAGUCAUGCAGCCGUAAAGGCAUUUAUUCCCGAACUGCAGUGUCAGAUAUUAUGAAAAUGCAGACGGAAAUUAUGGUUUUAAAAAAGAAAAAAUGGAACACGAAAAAGAAAUCAAGGAAAGGGAAAUCGCUAUCAGAGAAAAAGAGAUCAAGAUAAAGGAAAGGGAAUUGGAAUUAAAGAUGAAAG
Messenger RNA from Lucilia cuprina (Australian sheep blowfly), 553 nucleotides. RefSeq lists its product as uncharacterized. The record is from RefSeq and is a predicted model, not a curated record. The transcript has 3 exons. NCBI's taxonomy places the organism in Eukaryota, Metazoa, Arthropoda, Insecta, Diptera, Calliphoridae. The coding region runs from base 104 to 523 and encodes 139 amino acids.